UAGCCCAACCUCAAUUAAUUACCAUUGAAUGUCUCAAAAGUCACGCCCAUCAAAUAAAUUUAUUUGCAGACAAAUAUCCUAAUUGAAAUACAUACAAUAAAUGUAAUUUUAGUAGUGAUGUAUUUAGUUUAGUCCAAACAGGAAUUACUUAUUUUGCAGUUUGUUUAUCUAGGAAUUGUUAAGAACAAAAAUAAGGGAAUGGAGAAUUAUGAGGAAGUGAAGAAUAUUGGGGAUGGAAAUUUUGCAAUUGUAAAGCUUUUACGCCACAAAGAGACUAAAGCCCUCUUUGCCGUCAAAUACAUCUCAAGAGAUCAAACGAUUGAUGAAAGGGUGGAAAGGGAAAUCAUAAACCAUAGAUCUCUUCAUCAUCCAAAUAUUAUUCAGUUCAAGGAGGUGAUUUUGACUCCAACACAUAUUGCAAUAGUUAUGGAGUAUGCAGCUAAUGGUGAUUUAUUUGAUUAUGUUUGUAAUCAGGGUAAAUUAAGUGAAGAUGAGGCUCGGUAUUUCUUCCAACAACUCAUUUCAGGGGUUAGUCAUUGUCAUGACAUGGAAAUAUGUCACCGAGACUUAAAGUUUGAGAACACAUUAUUGGAUGGAAGGCGUAUUAAAAUUUGUGAUUUUGGCUAUUCUAAGUCACGUCUACUACAUUCGAGGCCCAAUUCAAGGAUAGGAACUCUAUCCUAUAUUGCACCAGAGAUUUUUUCUUGUAAGGAAUACGAUGGAAAGUUAGCAGAUGUUUGGUCAUGUGGAGUGAUACUUUAUAUAAUGCUAGUGGGAGAAUUGCCAUUUGGGGACCAAAAGGAUUUGAAAAAUCCCCAGAAAACCGUAAAUCAAAUUAUGCUUGCUCAAUACAAGAUUCCAAACACCAUUCAUAUAUCUCAAGAUUGUAGAAAUCUAAUAUCUCGCAUUUUUGUGGCAAAUCCGGUGAAAAGAAUCACCAUGAGAGAAAUUAAGUCCCACGCAUGGUUUUUAAAGGACUUGCCUAAGGAAUCAACAAAAGGGGGUCAAGAUGUGUACUACUCUUCUCUUCAAACUAUAGAAGAGAUUAUGAACAUUCUUGAUGAGGCUAAAAAUCUACCAGAAACUUCUAGUAGAGAUCAAUUGGAGGAUUUAGCUGAGGCUUUAAAGAAGAUGUAACUGAACAAGAAGGCAUAGACUACAUUUGGCAAGUAAAAAAAAAAACGAGUUUAUAAUUUAUAAACUAUAAAUUUUGUUUGAUAACACUCAUUUAUAAUUCAUAAUUUAUAGUAUUUUUCGAUAA
Cicer arietinum (chickpea) is the source of this 1261-nucleotide messenger RNA. RefSeq names its product serine/threonine-protein kinase SAPK7. Gene Ontology annotation, biological process: intracellular signal transduction; protein phosphorylation. The record is from RefSeq and is a predicted model, not a curated record. NCBI's taxonomy places the organism in Eukaryota, Viridiplantae, Streptophyta, Magnoliopsida, Fabales, Fabaceae. Gene Ontology annotation, molecular function: protein serine/threonine kinase activity; ATP binding. Gene Ontology annotation, cellular component: cytoplasm.